AUGUCCGACUCAACAUCAGCACCCGAUGCCAACGUCAUCCGCGUCGGCACGCGCAAGUCGCCGCUGGCCAUGGCGCAGGCCUACCUCGUCGUCGACGCCCUGCAGGCCGCGUUUCCCUCGCACACGUUUCCCAUUGACAGCAUGACGACGACCGGCGACCGCGACCAGAACACGGCGCUGUACAACUUUGGCGGCAAGGGCCUGUGGACGUCGCAGCUCGAGGACAAGCUCGUCCGCAACCAGGUCGACAUUGUGGUGCACUCGCUCAAGGACAUGCCCACGGAGCUGCCCGACGGCCUCGUCCUGGGCUGCGUGACCAAGCGCGGCGACCCGCGCGACACUCUCGUCGUCAAGAAGUCGCUGACGGAGGAGCACGGCUGGAGGACGCUCGCCGACCUGCCCGCCGGCAGCGUCGUCGGCACGAGCAGCAUCCGCCGCAUCGCGCAGCUCGCCCGUCGCUACCCGCACCUGACCUUCAAGGACCACCGGGGCAACAUCAACACGCGCCUGCAGAAGCUCGAGGACGACCCGGCGCUGUCGGCCAUCAUCCUCGCCGCCGCGGGCCUGCAGCGCAUGGCCUUUGGCGACCGCAUCGCGCAGUUUCUCGACGGCGACAGCGCGGGCAUGCUGCACGCCGUCGGCCAGGGCGCGCUGGGCAUCGAGUGCCGCGCGGGCGACGCGCGGGUGCUCGCGGCGCUCGAGAAGCUCAAGGACGUCCCGACGACGCUGGCGUGCCUGGCGGAGCGCAGCCUGAUGCGCUCGCUCGAGGGCGGCUGCAGCGUGCCGAUUGGCGUCGAGACGACGUGGCUCGCCGACGGCAGGCUGCGGCUGCGGGCGACGGUGGUGUCGGUCAAGGGCGACAAGGCCGUCGACGCGGACGAGGCCGAGGCCAUCACGACGGAGCAGGCGGCGGACGAGUUUGGCAAACGGAUUGCGAGGGACCUUGUUGCGGGUGGCGCAGACGAUAUUCUCAACGCAAUCAACGCGGACAAGGCCGCACAGGCACAGCAAGCAGAGGCCGCACAAGCUGCGCAAACAACGCAGGCAGCGCAGCAGUAG
This is a messenger RNA of Akanthomyces muscarius, 1059 nucleotides long. RefSeq lists its product as uncharacterized. The transcript has a single exon. Gene Ontology annotation, molecular function: hydroxymethylbilane synthase activity. The coding region runs from base 1 to 1059 and encodes 352 amino acids. Gene Ontology annotation, biological process: heme biosynthetic process. Gene Ontology annotation, cellular component: cytoplasm. The record is from RefSeq and is a predicted model, not a curated record. NCBI's taxonomy places the organism in Eukaryota, Fungi, Ascomycota, Sordariomycetes, Hypocreales, Cordycipitaceae.